Molecule: messenger RNA, 4817 nt
Organism: Ruditapes philippinarum (Manila clam)
Lineage: Eukaryota; Metazoa; Mollusca; Bivalvia; Venerida; Veneridae
Product: galaxin-like
Exons: 3
Coding region: 233-943 (236 amino acids)
Source: RefSeq, a predicted model, not a curated record
CCAGACAUCUCUUACUCAAAUGUACGAGUUUGUUUUACAAUUUACUAAAUAUUAACUCCCAGUUUAUAUUUUCAUUGGUUGGUUUUUUGUCCAUUAAAUUCAUUUGAAUAUAAACGACAAAUUUAGUAUGCAGAGAGUGUAACUUUUAAGUAUUUAAGUAAAGAACUGAACUACGACGGAAUUAUAUUUGUAAGGAUAUUUCAAACUGAAGAAAAGACGUAAAGAAUACACGAUGAUAGUCGCUGUGGCCUCAUCAUUUGUCCUUCUACUCAGUUGUUUUGGAAACACGGACGCAGCUGCAUGCGGACAACGAAGUUACGACCCUACCUUCCAGAGUUGUUGCAACGGGGUUAUCAAUUCUAAGGGAUCAAAUGAAGCAUGUUGCGGAACAACACCGUAUAAUUCUACCUUCCAGAUUUGUUGUAAUGACGUCCUUAGUUCUAAAGGAUCAAAUGAAGCAUGUUGUGGAACAACACCGUAUAAUUCUACCUUCCAGAUUUGUUGUAAUGAAGUCCUUAGUUUUAAAGGAUCAAACGGAUCAUGUUGUGGAACAACACCGUAUAAUUCUACCUUCCAGAUUUGUUGUAAUGGCGUUCUAAGUUCUAAAGGAUCAAACGGAUCAUGUUGUGGAACAACACCGUAUAAUUCUACAGGCCAUAUUUGUUGUAAUGAGGUCCUUAGUUCUAAAGGAUCAAAUGGAUCAUGUUGUGGAACAACACCGUAUAAUUCUACCUUCGAUAUUUGUUGUAAUGGCGUCGUUAGUUUUAAAGGUUCGGAUGGAGCAUGUUGUGGAACAAAGCUGUAUAAUCCUACACUUCAGAUUUGUUGUAAUGACGUUCUAAGAUAUAAAGGAUCAAAUGAAGCAUGUUGUGGAACAAAACUGUAUUAUCCUUCAUUUCAUAUUUGUUGUAAUGGCGUCAUAAGUUCUAAAGGAUCAAAUUGAGCAUGUUGUGGAACAAAACUGUAUAAUCCUAUUUUCAGAUUUGUUGUAGUGACGUAUUAAGUUCUAGAGGAUCAAAUGGAGCAUGUUGUGGAACAAGGCCGUAUAAUUCUACAUUUCAAAUUUGCUGUAACGGCGUCCUCAGUUCUAAAGGACCGAAUGAAGCAUGUUGUGAAUCACAGCCGUAUAAUCCUACAUUUCAGAUUUGUUGUAACGGGGUACUCAGAAAUACAAGAUUGAGUAGAGCAUGUUGUGGAACAAGAACGUAUAAUCCUACCUACCACAUUUGAUGUGACGGAGUUCUCAGUUCUAAAGGAUCGAGGACAGCAUGUUGUGGAACAAGGCCGUAUAGUCCUAAAUUUGAGAUUUGUUGUAACGGCGUCCUAAGAAGUUCUAGAGGAUUGAAUACAGCAUGUUGUGGAACAAGGUCUUACAAUCCUUACUCUACGAGGUGUUGUGAUGGACAUUUGUGCUAAAUGUCCUAUAUCAAGUAAUGCAUUUUAAUGAGAAAAAAAACCCGACAUCAAUGAAUGGACUAUUCUUACUGUUUGAUAUUAACAGUUUUUAAACUCAAUGCAACAUGAGCAAAAUAUGUGUAAGUUUCUUUUAACCUGAGCCCAUUAAGUUAGUGGCAUAAAUAGGAAAUAAGGAUAUGGUUUCAUGGUUUAAAAUGCAGCAUGAUAACUUUAAAAUAAAUGGCUGACUAUAACAUUAAAAACAAUAUAUUCCGGAUAAUCGGAAAUACAUGUAGUAUAAGAUUACCAAAUCUUUGUUUAAAGCCCAUUAGAGUCACCCGGUUAGCUGAACAUACUGGUAUAAAGCGUUGGACUGUGAAUCGUACGACCGGGGUUUGAUUCCUGAGCGUUGCAGGUCACUUUCGUUGUGAUUGAACAUGAAAUCUUUUCUAAUGUUAUUCUCACUGUACAUCUGCUCAUGCAUGUACUGAAGUUCCAGUUCCUUGCAAAUGUGGAGGCAUCUUGUACUAAUAGCCUGCACAAGAACGAUGCGGCUGCUCAACUGUGCUAUCCAUGGUAAUUUCAAAGUGGCUUACAAGUUUGCAAUUUCAUGUUUGAAGGAUCACAAAUUUUCCAGAUUUUUUUUGCUGUGAUCUUUAGUGAAAUCUACCAACACCACUAUUAUUUGAUUUAUUAUUUUGGCUGAUUCAUCUCCGGACAGUCGGAAGUGAAUUGUUUGUCCAAAAUAUGAUUUACGCUCCGGUUAUCGGAAGCUUAAUAUGUUUAUUAAGUCAAUAUCGUCACGCUUCAGUCAAUGUCUUAAUGUGCCAGGAAUCCAACACCAUGUGAUUUAUUUAUAUAUAGACAGUGUUGCCCGUAAUGGUUUAUCAUAAUGCCUUGCACAUUAAUUAAUUAUAUCCCGAUGAAACGAUAAAAUAAUAAAAUAUACACACUUUUAAAGAGCGAAUAACCAACGUUAAAACAUCAUAUUUGAGCAUAAACGUAUUAUAUAAGACAUUAAAGGCUUCAGACCCGUUACCAAAAUUUAAUCAAAUAACACAGCACAAGAGCUUUACUAUACGAAAUGCGGCUAUUCCAGAACAAUGUCACACAACACUAUCCAAAUCAUCUUAAAGAAAAAUAAAAGAAUAGAUAAAUACAGAAUCCCUAAAGAAAGCCCAACACGGCAAAAUUGAAAAUGUUGCAGGCUCGGUUUGAUUGAGCCUGUUCAUGGAAGUGCAAGUUACCGUCCACGCCCCCUAGCACCGGCUUAAGCAGAAUUCAACAUUUAACAUGAACUGGUGAAAUUUAGAAUUUUUGAAACAUCCGCAGAUGUGUUCAUAUGGCGGUUAUCAUGGAACCUUCAAUGUGACAUGUUAGUGCCAUUCCAUGAAAAGCGGCAUAUGGUCCCCAAGUAAAAAAAUGCGUGUGCCCUAAACGAGAAAACAAUGGGCGGAACUAAAUAAAAUUGAAUUUUGAAAGGGGAUCUGAGGUUAUGAAGCCUGCGUAUCACAGAUAAGGCGUCAAAAGACAAAUUUAAAAAGCAGGCAACAUAUCCUUAGGGUGAUUCAACAUUAUUCAAGAAGGAAUAUUGGAACCACCCAACUAGAAAAUGCCAAAAAGUUGAAACUAAAAAUACCACAAGCACAACAAUAAUGUCGUGCUGAACGAUCUUCAAGGAUCGAAAAUAUAACAUCAUUGAUUAAAUGUACGGGGAGACUUUUUACAGCCGCCACACGGCACAAAUAACACGGAUGUGAUCAUAAAAUAGAUAAAUACAGAAUCCCUAAAGAAAGCCCAACACGGCAAAAUUGAAAAUGUUGCAGGCUCGGUUUGAUUGAGCCUGUUCAUGGACGGUACUGUCAAGUGCAAGUUACCGUCCACGCCCCCUAGCACCGGCUUAAGCAGAAUUCAACAUUUAACAUGAACUGGUGAAAUUUAGAAUUUUGAAACAUCCGCAGAUGUGUUCAUAUGGCGGUUAUCAUGGAACCUUCAAUGUGACAUGUUAGUGCCAUUCCAUGAAAAGCGGCAUAUGGUCCCCAAGUAAAAAAAUGCGUGUGCCCUAAACGAGAAAACAAUGGGCGGAACUAAAUAAAAUUGAAUUUUGAAAGGGGAUCUGAGGUUAUGAAGCCUGCGUAUCACAGAUAAGGCGUCAAAAGACAAAUUUAAAAAGCAGGCAACAUAUCCUUAGGGUGAUUCAACAUUAUUCAAGAAGGAAUAUUGGAACCACCCAACUAGAAAAUGCCAAAAAGUUGAAACUAAAAAUACCACAAGCACAACAAUAAUGUCGUGCUGAACGAUCUUCAAGGAUCUUUUAAAACUUUAAAAGAUAAAUUUCUUCAAAACGAUCUUGUUUCCUGGUUUCUAAAAGUCAACUAAUGGAUAUGUUGAAAAAUUCAGAUUUUUUAUGACAGUGAAAUGCAAUAGUUCUUACACCGAUGCGUUUUGUCCAAAUUUGAAACCGGUUCUCCUUUAGGUGAAGAUAACAGGUUUACACAUGAUUUAAUUUUGCCUAGUUCCACUAUAUAAAAUCUCUGUAAACUACAGACAGUUGCACAGUUCACUAUUUGUUAUAUACGAGAUAAGAAAACAUUGUCUUUCCAUUUGAAGAAUAUGUAAAAAAAUUUUUGCUACAAAACCAGAAAUUGAAAAUUGGUCAUGAAGUGUAAUGCUGAUGUAUGUUAAUGUUUUUUUAUGUACAUGUACUUGUGAUUUUAUCGACGACUCGAACAAUAAAUCGUGUCAUUUCUCAGUUAAUCAUGCAUCUUAUUCAAAAUCAUGUAAGACUAGGUAGCCGAUUAACCAUAUUCUAUAAGGAUAAAGAGGCUUUUCACAUAGAAAUAAUUACUUGACCGCCAAUUUUGAAGUCGUUUACAAUAUAUCAUAUACUUUAAUAGAUAUGAUCAAAAAUCUCUCAUUAUUCUAAAGAUCUUUUUACAUUUUGGUACUAUGAUAAAAUGUUGGUGCAUAUGUAUAUAAAAAUGACAAUAUAAGUAAAUCAAAUAAUUAUAUUACUUUUCCGGCCGAAUGACGUCUCAAAUAAGUUUGACUUUGCAGGAACUGAAUAUAAGAAUUUUCAUAGGUCAUUUUAUUUUAACUUUCCAGCUAUGAUAAUUAAGUUCUGUUUAACCAUAGUUCAUCCCAUAAGAUAUUUUACACUACAUUUAGAUCUUAUUACAUUUUAAAUUGAAUAGUUUAUUUUACAUAAGAACGUACGAGUUUUCUACACAUUUUGUCAAGAUUUUACGGAGAUAUAAAUUUUAAUAUCUGAACUUAUCAGGUACCCUCAAUUUAUGAUGUCUAUAAAUUAGUGUCUAAUAUAGUAUAUGAUCAUUGAUGUGUGCAAAUGAUAUAAUGUGAAUAAUAUUAAUAUAUUUUUGCAUAUUUGUCAAUUAUUUAUAAAUAUAAUUGCUUACCGACUG